Knipowitschia caucasica is the source of this 477-nucleotide messenger RNA. The record is from the annotation of a GenBank genome assembly. NCBI's taxonomy places the organism in Eukaryota, Metazoa, Chordata, Actinopteri, Gobiiformes, Gobiidae.
AUGAAGCCGAAAGCUCUUCACAUCUGGUUUGAUCUGAAGCGCCUCCCCUCCCUCCCCCUCCCACCGCCAACGCAGCAGGUGUCCAGGAGAGGAGGGGGGGGGGGGGGCCACGUGGGACACAGCCCGGACCCCAGAGCGGGAGAGCGGACCGGGCCUGGAUUGGAGGAGGGAGGAUGUAGCUCAGAUCUGCAGUGUGCGGAGGAGCCUGCGUCUGAUUGGCCUGAUACACAGCAACACAAUGAUCCCGGUCUGAAUGAUCCCGGUCUGAAUGAUCCCGGUCUGAAUGAUCCCGGUCUGAAUGAUCCCGGUCUGAAUGAUCCCAGUCUGUGCUUCUUCACGGACCGGGCCUUCCUCAAAGACUUCCAUUCAAUCUGCGGCUUCGCUCUCAAUCAGGGACCGGGCUAUUUUUACCCUCGGCAGCAGCAGCAGAGUGGGAGGGAGGGGGGGGACAGGGAUUCCCUCACACUGUCAGGCUGA